AUGAAUCUACAAAUGAUAAUAAUUAACAAAAUUUAUCAACAUAAAGAUACUGAGGCAUCAGCUCCAAAAAUUACUGCAAAAUAUAAUCAAAAGAAGUCUCAAGAAUUAGCUGUAGCUGCUGCUAAUGAGACGGACAAAUUUCCCGCCAUAAUGUACGGUUUAAGGGAUAAUGAAACUCAAUUUUUGCAACUAGCUGCUCACUUUAUAUAG
Molecule: messenger RNA, 210 nt
Organism: Funneliformis mosseae
Lineage: Eukaryota; Fungi; Glomeromycota; Glomeromycetes; Glomerales; Glomeraceae
Source: the annotation of a GenBank genome assembly